CUCAAAGGGCGAAAGCAAAAACAGCAACAAAGGAAGAUGGCAAGACGAUUGCUACUUUUCCUCCCAGGUCUUGUGGCCAUAUGUGCCGUGCACGGAAUAUUUACGGACAGACUUGCUUCCAAGAAGCUGUGUGCAGAUGACGAGUGUGUCUAUACUAUUUCUCUUGCCAGAGCUCAAGAAGAUUACAAUGCUCCAGACUGCAGAUUCAUUAACGUUAAAAAAGGGCAGUGGAUCUAUGUUUACUCAAAGCUGGUGAAAGAAAAUGAAGCUGGAGAAUUUUGGGCUGGCAGUGUAUACGGCGAUCAACCUGAGGAUGAGAUGGGAACCGUGGGUUAUUUCCCCAGCAACUUGGUCCAGGAGCAACAUGUGUACCAAGAAGCCACCAAGGAAGUUCCCACCACUGAUAUUGACUUCUUCUGCGAAUAAGAAGUUAGACAAAUUUGCAGAUAGAAAGGAAACACCAAAAAUAAAGAAAAAAGUGAAAAUAACCAAAAAA
This is a messenger RNA of Hippopotamus amphibius kiboko, 496 nucleotides long. RefSeq names its product otoraplin (gene OTOR). Gene Ontology annotation, biological process: cartilage condensation. Gene Ontology annotation, molecular function: protein binding. The record is from RefSeq and is a predicted model, not a curated record. The transcript is spliced from 4 exons. The coding region runs from base 37 to 426 and encodes 129 amino acids. NCBI's taxonomy places the organism in Eukaryota, Metazoa, Chordata, Mammalia, Artiodactyla, Hippopotamidae.